AUGCUGGGGAGUUUAAUAUCCGUACCCGCUUCCAAUAUUUUGCCCACCCACCCACCUACCUCACCACCCAGAGCCGGACCUCAAGCCGGAGGAAUUGAAAGAGCGGAGCGAGGGGAUUCCUUCGGCCCUGUUUGGAAUCGCUCGCGGGCAAAAUUUGGCUGCGCUCCUGCCUGCCUGCCUGCGCGAGAGGGAUCGGCUCAGCCCCGGGAUCCUUUUCCCAGCCAGGAUCCCUCCCUCCCCCCCUCUCUCUCCCUUCCCCCCAAGCGUGUGACUCUCUCUGGCAUUGUCCUUACGCGGCGUCCGUGCCCACCACGCCUCCGCGUGCCUGGGGCCCUCCACGCACCUCCCUUGCCACCCUCGGGAAGACUUCGAAGCGGGUGCGCGCGUGAGGUUUAUAGAAAGAAAGCAUCGGGAAUCGGCAGAGGGCAGAGAGACCUGCUAGCUAUCCGGACGCCGGUUUUUUUGGGGGGGAGAGGGACAAACCCUCCCCGAUCAUCAAGAGACCCAGGUGAUCCGUGGGAAGGGAAAAAAGCAGAAAGUGGAGCCGGGCAAGGCGGCGCUGGCGGCGGUGGGGAAGAAAAUUUCUGCCGCUGAUUUUCCGUCUCUCUCGCUCUCUCGGCGUUCUCUUUCCCCAUCUGCCCUUCGCUCCGGUUUGGAGGGGGGACCAGAAAAGAAAAGAAAAGAAAAAAAGAGACGGUGAAUUCGAAGCAAACCCCACUCCCCGCUCCGGCGUGUUUUUCUUUUUUCUUUUUCCUU
Messenger RNA from Ahaetulla prasina, 756 nucleotides. Its product is annotated as WW domain-binding protein 11-like. Bases 1 to 594 code for a protein of 197 amino acids. NCBI's taxonomy places the organism in Eukaryota, Metazoa, Chordata, Lepidosauria, Squamata, Colubridae. The transcript has 3 exons. The record is from RefSeq and is a predicted model, not a curated record.